AUGGGUCGAACCAAGCAGACUCCUACCCACAACCCAAAUGCCCAGCGACCUGACGCUCCCCAGACCAGCUUCCACCCCGGUCCCGGUAGUUUGAUGCUCGCUGCAUACUCAGACAACCCAGAUCUUCCCUCCAGAAUCGCCACCGCCUAUCCACACGUCACCGAGGAUCCAGACGCCGCCUACAACGCUCUGCAACUCCAGCGUUCGUGGCAGCAGAGCUGGUUCACGAACCUGUUUGACUCCGAGUUGCGCAGAGAGAUCUACAAGUAUGUUUUCGAAGGUGGUUUUGAAUACGUCCAACUCGUUGGCGAUGGGAAAUUCUUGUGCAUCGACGACGACAAGAUUUCCGGUAUCUUGCAAGCUUGCAAGAAGACCCGUCAUGAAGCCAUGCCCUUGUACCACGGCCUCGUUACCAUCGACAUUGGCUACGGCCAGCUACCCUGGGGCUGGUUUUUGCACAGUGAGAAGAUCAACUACUCCAUGAUCAAGCACGUAAGCUUCCAGGCUUGGUCUGUCGUCAACCCAGCUUUUCAUGUUGUGCGGAUCGUGGCUAUCUUCCAACAACUCAAGACACUCACGAUCGAAGCCCCGCCCAACGGUUUCCACAUGACUAUCACAGGACCAUCCCUCCUAGACCUGCCCAAAGACCGUCGAACUCCCGGUUUCAACGGCCUCGUCAACGCCAAUUUCUUCAAAGACGAGCUAGCGGCGAAGGAUUUCUUGUCCGGUGUUUCAGCUGCCAGACUUCGCGACUUUCAACAAGCUAUGCAUAUCCUCCAUCCAGCCCAAGUCCGUGUGUUGCUCGCUGUCAACUUCAAUCUCUACAGCGACUUGUGGGUGACGUGGCCUGCUCUAAAGGGAGAGAGUCUGGAGGGGCUUAUCGCACCGGUUGAGGACGAUGAGAUGCCAUACAUGUGCGGUAUCGCCGUCAUCGAUACCGUGGCGAACAAGGUCGAGCUGGUCUUCGGUCAGCACUCCGUAGAAGUCGAUCUGGACUGA
Messenger RNA from Cyphellophora europaea CBS 101466, 999 nucleotides. RefSeq lists its product as uncharacterized. The record is from RefSeq and is a predicted model, not a curated record. Lineage: Eukaryota; Fungi; Ascomycota; Eurotiomycetes; Chaetothyriales; Cyphellophoraceae. The coding region runs from base 1 to 999 and encodes 332 amino acids. The transcript has 3 exons.